Capronia epimyces CBS 606.96 is the source of this 1713-nucleotide messenger RNA. RefSeq lists its product as uncharacterized. The record is from RefSeq and is a predicted model, not a curated record. The transcript is spliced from 4 exons. Lineage: Eukaryota; Fungi; Ascomycota; Eurotiomycetes; Chaetothyriales; Herpotrichiellaceae. The coding region runs from base 1 to 1713 and encodes 570 amino acids.
AUGAGAUAUCAGAACUGGGACGUCCUUCUGUUUCCUGGCGGCUCGAGAGUUCCAAUCCAGGAAUUCGACACGAAAUGCUAUGGUUUGGAACAGAAUUUCGGCGUCUCCACGGCACGGCCAGCGACCGAAACAGACCGCAACACCUUCGAGUCCAUGACCGUCGUUCCCAUCCUGACCUCCUUCGUGGCGAGCCUAGAACGUGGCGCUACGUUUCGGGUUUCGAUACACAGUUGGGACAAACCAAGGCCGUCAAAUCUCUUGCUGGACUACAAGACGCCCGACGAGCCAGUCCUGUUCCAAAGUCGAGUGUAUAUUGAUGGAGUUAUGGUGGCGGGAUCAAGGUUGUUGCCCCCUCCCCAAUAUCAUGCUCUGGAAGCUGAAGUUCUAGAAUUUGGAGACCGACAUCUUCGAUUCCCACCGUUUCACAAAGAGAUCCUUCAACAACCCCACUGGGAGCCGGCAGAGUCCCUCGGCCGUGUCAAGGUUGUUAUCUCGGAAGGAGUCUCUAGAGAGACAACCCCUCCGGCGGCGUUGGAUUCCGUGUUUGACCGGCUUCGAGAUGUCGUCAUAUUCUCGUUCCAGCAUGCACCACAGAAUAUUCUCGAAUUUUCGAAUAUAGCAUGGCCAAACGCGAGGAUCUUCGCGAGCCUUUCCAAGCGAGCCACUCGACCCGGACCGAUCGGAACCCGCCUACCUCCCGCACCGGGCCACGAAGCUCAUUCACAUUCUCCCCUUCGUCCAGCCAUUGCCACCCGCAGCGGUAAAGCACCCUCGAGUGGGUUGGAUGGGUUUCACAGACUACUGAAUGCACAGACGUUCUCGGACUUGCAAUCUGAUCCGCUCAGCAAAGCUUCGACUUUCGCCUUUGCCGAGAAGGAGUCUCCCGAACGUCGAGAGCUUGUAGGCAACGCGGCGUCGUGUGAAGAUCCCUUCGUCUGUCCACAGCCAAUAUCGUCACAGAAGUGGCGCUUGCAGCUGAGAUCGACCAGCCACGAUAUCCCCAUGCCAGACUACACUUCCAACAAGACCGACAACAGUGGCGCCUGCACAGAUAUGUCCGGGAUCAGCUUCCCACGAGCAAACUUCUUGAGGCAUAUGAACGAGGCGAAUCCGGAGGAGAUAGUGCAGGCAUUGAGCCCGGCUAGACAGGAAGAACUAUUGAAAGUGCUCAGUGCAUCGCAAAGCCCAGUUCGAGGUACGCUUGCCCCGACGAACACCCCGCGUUCGGUUUCGGACCAAAGCGUUCCCCAAUCGCCUCCGGUAAGGGGUGGGACCGAAAUGAGCCAUGCAGUCAAGGUCUAUGUACCAUCGGGCCAGCGUGACUCAAGUGACAGUCAUUGGCCCCUACGGUUGCAAAAGCUAGAUCAGCGUCGUCGAACUUACUCGGAGAGCAGCGUCAGAAGCACGUCCGAACCAGUGAAGGUUAGCAUGAAGCACGACAUCGCAGCAGAGCUGCCUUGCGAAUGGGUUCAAAGGGGAGAGAAGACUGCUUCGGACCCCAGAGGGACGCUGCUCCUAAACACCCAUCGGCCGAGGUCGACCUCAAACGUAUCGAAACGCAGACGUGGUUCAGCAUCUCCAGCAGCAGGAGUGGGAAAGAUACAAGAUGCUAUACAGGUUGUGGUCGAUUCUUCAUCGUCAGGAGGAGAACAGGAGACAGUCCUCAAGCAGACUACACCUGCCAGGAGUGGAGUGGUGUUGGAUGAAAGCUAG